UGAACCCGGCAGACGUUGGUGAGCCGAACAAACUGAAAGGCUCACAGCUACUAGUCAGUCUGCGUGACGAUUUCUAACUAACUGAGAGAAACUAGUCAGUGGGUGACGACGGCACAUCAAUCUGAAGUCAGACAUGAGCCACACGCCUCCAGAAGACAAGGGUCUUGACCCUCUUGUGCUCAGGGACCAGUUGUUCGGGCUCUGGAACCAGAACCAUCUGCAGGUGCUACAUUUGGCUGCCAUCCAGGGAUUCUCAAAGCUGGCGGAGCCUCACGAGGCCCUACUAACGAUCCUGGAGAGCUGUCCGGGGAAGCAGAAGGGCCGGAGCCACACCCUGGGCUACCACAUUCUCAUGGAUUUCCAGGCGUGGAUAAAGGAACAUCCUCAGGUGAGUCUGAGCUCUUUCUCUGUGCACAAAGUAGUGGGGCUUCAGCGAAGGGCUCUUGACCUGCUGACAGAUACCCAGCCCACCUUUGUAGAGUGUCUGAUCGACAUCUACAAGCUCAGGUCCUUGGAUCCUUCCAUACUACGUUUGCACAUCGUCAAACUCCAGGCUCUCAACUGUUACAAAGAAGCGGUGACUCUGAGCAUAAACUUUGGUUUACAGACUGAACUAAAAGCCGAGGAGAUGCUUGUUCCUCUGGUUUUACAAGACAAGCUGCCAUUGGCGGAGUCCUUUGUCAAAGGACACAGUCACCUGCAGCAACAGCUUGUCAUGUUGCUAGACUCUUGGUGUCACCCGCAAUUCAGAGUGGAAGACAUAAGAAAGCAGUUUCCUCGCCUCUCCCUGUCCAAGCACUACAGCGCUCAGGUUCAACCCAAAAUAAUCACCCGGCACAUCUUCCGGCUCAUAGAGAAAUUCAAAAUUGACCAGAGUCUCUGUCCAAACGCUCUGCAUAAGAGGAGGCUGGACUGUCUGCGUUACCUCAUGUUUAAGACAUUUGUGGAAAAAACCAUGACAGAGGAGAAUUGGACCGAUCACGUGCAAUAUGUGGUGGCAGAUGACCUCCAGCUGCAGGUCCAUUUGGUGGAGAUGCUGGCGAAGCACUGCGGCCUCCAGAAAGCCUCCCAGUGGUCACUGAAGUACAAUAUCCCCAAAAACCGACUUCCGCCGGGGGUGUGGGAGACGCAGCAGAGCCUGCCACCUGAUCUACAACAGAUAUGUUUGAACGAUAUGACACACGAGGAGUGGGUGCCUCCUCAGUCUCACUGCCAGAGGUUCUACCAGGUGCCGCUCGCCAAAGACAAGGUCCACUUUGUAGAUACGACGGAAACGCUCCACAGAUGUCGAAGCAUUCUGCUCAAGGAAGGCGUCGUGGUCGGGGUCGACAUGGAGUGGCAGCCGACGUUUGGCCGUGUCGCUGCUCAGAAAGUUGCUCUCAUACAACUCGCUGUGCUCGACCAAGUGUUUUUAUUAGACCUCUGCGCAGGAGGAUUCUGCGAACAGCCGGAUCUGGUUGCUUUCAUCAGGACCCUGUUUUCUGAGCGAAAUAUCCUGAAACUGGGUUAUAGCAUGACCGGGGAUCUCAAGUGUCUCACUGCCACCUGGCCUGAGUUAUCAGAGGAGCCCCUGAAGACAGAGGGGUUGCUCGAUCUCCUUAAAGUACACCAAAAGAUUCAGUGCGGAAGGAUUAAUCAAGUACAAGAUGGCCCUAGAGAGGUCCUGGUAUGUGAGAACAGUGCAGAAAAAGGCCUUAGUCUGCUGGUGCAGCAGGUCCUAGGAAAGCCUCUGGACAAGACUGAGCAGAUGUCCAACUGGGAGAGGCGUCCACUGCGCAUCAGCCAAAUUAGAUAUGCAGUGGCAGAUGCCUACUGUUUGCUGGAUGUGUACUCAACUCUCUCCAGCAACCCAGCGAGCUUUGGGCUUCCAGCUGACCUCCGCAGCAUCACUUCAGGCCAAUCAAAGACGAGCAAAGAAAAGAAGCAGAAGGUGAAACGGGACAAGAAGACAGCACAGGCUAUUGGCCAAGAGGAAUGUCAGGGGGCUCAGAGGGUCAGUCUCCCUCAUUCUGACACAGUGAAAGGCCUCCUGUGUGGCGAGUCGCCCUCAGAGGGCUCCCCGCCCCUCACCCCCCAGCAGUUGCGGGUGGUGUGUGACAACAUGCUGCAGGGACUGGGGAGAUAUCUGCGCUGUUUGGGAGUGGACGUGGUCAUGCUGGAGAACACCGACGAUCACAGAGUGGCAGCAAAGUUAGCACAAGCUGAAGGCCGUGUGAUCCUCACAUGUGGUCAGCCAUUCCAAACUUUACGUUCCCAGGUGGGUGAAGGUCGCUGUCUGUCCUUAGACUGCUCAGAGAAGGCCAGAGACCAGGCUGUUCGAGUCCUCAAACACUUCAACGUCCAGCCAACUCCCAGCGACAUAUUCAGUCGCUGUCAGGCGUGUAACAGUGAUCAAUACGUGGCUAUCCCCAGAGCUGACAUGGUAGCGAUGCUCAAAGAAAAAGGAUUUCUGCAGGAUCACAACAACACUGGCCACAUGUUUGAGAAUUCCUGUCAACAGGAAGAGCUGUGGCUCGAUGACACUCUGACCCCCAGCGGGACCCCUGAACCCCCCAGGUACGCCACUCAGUGUCGCUGGGCCUCCCUUUCAGGACUGGACCGUGACACCAUGACCUUUCCCGGGGGGUCGGCCAUUCAGCUCCACACCGUGCCCCCUGCCCUGCUGCAGAGGAUACCGCUGUUCUAUGUCUGCACCAGAUGUGGCAAGGUGUUCUGGGAAGGCUCUCACUUUGGCCGUGUCCUCUCUUUGUUCCAGGAAGUCUUACUCAUAGCGGAUGACGACAGCAUCUCAGCUGCUAGGCCACUCACACUGGCCCAGAACAAGUGAUGCAGAGCCACUGGUUUUUUUUAUUAAUUCACAGAAAUACACAAAUGAAUACAUUAUUCAUUUCGGACGUGUUCUAAAGAGUGCUGUUAAUUUUCACAGCUUUUUAAUUUGAGUUUGGGGCCUACAAUAAGAGAUUAGUAAAAGAGAAAGGACUUUUAUUCCGUUUUAUGUCCUUAUUCAUACCUGUUCAGGUUCACGUUAUAUUUCGGCUUACGUGAGCUUGCAGCUAGCAGCUGUGAGCCCGGGAGUUGUAGUUUUAAGUCGGGUUGUUUUUGUUGUUGUUUUUUUUUUAACAAGAAAGUGUGCCAGGAUAUCAAUAUGUGUUCAACUGUUUAUUGGUUCAAAGUGAAUGUUUAAUGCAUUUCACUUCCACCCUUCUCGCAAGACGCUUUCAAGCCAGACUUAAGACGCAUACUGGCUGUAACGGACGGAUUUCUUUCUUCGUCGCUACCCGUUUGGGCCCCCCGAUUCAAAGAGCCGAGUUAGUGAGUAGGUGUGGGGUGGAAGGUGAGGCCUCCAGCAACAGCGCUGCUUGUCAGUGGUUGGUUCUGUUGCUUACGUUAUUAACUACUAAUAGCCAGAAGCAGCUUAACGGGGGAGCUCGUCGGUGCCGCUUGUUUAUUUUUCUUCCCCAGUUGUCAAACCUGUAAUGCGCUGUUUCACGCUGUGGUUCCAUAAUCAGACGAGCACCUGUUGGUUGGUUUUGACCGUUUACGCAACAGUCAUUUCAGACAUCACACUGAUUCAGGAAGAAGGCACCUCAGAUCAGGCUUAGACGUAUGUAUGUACCUUUGGCAUUUUGGACAUUUUUUUAUUAUAUACGUGUUUCAGAAUGUAUUUUUUUACUUGAUUUCAGUCUAACAAAUACAGACUUGCGUGUUUACAGCCUCGACUGUUCUGCCUGUUUUGUUUUGACUGCUAAGACUAAGAAGCCUGACGAGUUGGAUUUAUGAUGGUUUACAGUCAAAUGUGGAGAGUUUUGCUUGAAUUCGAAACUUUUUUUUUUUUUUUACUUUAAAGGGGUAGAUACUAUCCUUCCCUACUUGGGCUGAAAGACUUAAAAUAAAAUCUACACAUAUAUUUAACUUAAAUGGCAAGUUCAGUUGUUUUGUUUUCCCCAUCUUGAAGAGCAUUGUUCAUCUGUGUAAUGUCUAAUUUAAACCCCAGGUGAAUAUGAAAUGAUGGAUUAGUAAUUUAAGGAUCCUAGAUACAGUUCAACCUAAAAUAAAUUCAAGUUAUUAUUAUUAUUAUAUAUUUUUUUACUAAUUUACUUCGAGAAAUGUUGCUGUUGUAAUGCAAUGCUUUCAAAAAUUCUUGUAUGUUCAAUGUCUCCAAGCACAUUUUAAAACGUUUGAUGGUUUAAGACAAUACACCAAUAAACCGAUUUAUCAUUUCAUUGUUAAA
Messenger RNA from Fundulus heteroclitus (mummichog), 4231 nucleotides. RefSeq names its product exonuclease 3'-5' domain containing 3 (gene exd3). NCBI's taxonomy places the organism in Eukaryota, Metazoa, Chordata, Actinopteri, Cyprinodontiformes, Fundulidae. The coding region runs from base 134 to 2827 and encodes 897 amino acids. The record is from RefSeq and is a predicted model, not a curated record. Gene Ontology annotation, molecular function: nucleic acid binding; 3'-5' exonuclease activity. The transcript is spliced from 21 exons. Gene Ontology annotation, biological process: nucleobase-containing compound metabolic process.